This is a messenger RNA of Hymenoscyphus albidus, 2057 nucleotides long. Lineage: Eukaryota; Fungi; Ascomycota; Leotiomycetes; Helotiales; Helotiaceae. The record is from the annotation of a GenBank genome assembly.
AUGAUUCAGGAUGAGAACGACGAUAAGUGCAGUGCCUGUAAUGGUAACGGCGAACUUGUCCUGUGCGAUGGCUGCACACGUUCUUUCCACUUCAAGUGUGUGGAUCCGCCUAUGAUUGCAGGUGCCCCUGAUCUCCCACCAUCAUGGUAUUGCAAUAAGUGUGACUUUGAUCAACAUCGUCGUCAAAAUGAAGAGAACCCAAAUUCCGCUUUUGGUGGACUUCUCUACAACCUCGAAGCCCAAAACCCAAGAUCUUUCCGACUUCCUGAAGAUAUUCGUGGAUAUUUCGAAGGAGUCGUCACCGGUCCUGAUGGUGAAUAUACAGAACCGCCAGCACCAUCAAAGGCAAAGUAAGCAUUCCAUAUUCCUACAAAAUGAAAUCGAUUCUAACUCAACGCAGGAAUAAGGGAGGCUGGCACGAAGAAGCACCUGAUUACUUCCGAACAAAGGAUUCCAAGGGCAAGCCCAUUCUCUGUCACCACUGCAGUACCUCAGCAUCUCCUCCCAAUCGGAUGGUCAUUACUUGCUCUACGUGUGGUUUGUACUGGCACCUUGAUUGUCUGGAAACUCCGAUGGCAAAGGAGCCUCCUGCCGGAAGACCUUGGCAGUGUCCAGCUCAUAUUGAUGAUGUCCUAUCCGUUCUACCUCUGAAGCUCGGACAAGCUCAUCGAUGGCGAAAGAUUAAAGGCGCCAAGGCCAUCGUCCCUGCAAUUCCUCGUGGAACGAGAAACAAUGGUCACAUCGAGAUUGAACCCUCACCCAGCGAUGAGGAUGAACCAAAGGGUUUCUAUGAAGAGACUCAAUUUGGCACCGUAUACAAACUCCCAGAGCAAGGCCUCAAGCUUGAUUUCAUUUCAAAGUGAGUUUUUGCUGAUCCAUGUUGAAACAUAUUCUAAUAUGCGUCACAGAAUCAAGGGCCAAGGCGGUGGUAUUUCCCGAUCGGGCUUCCUCAAUCGAAGCAUUCCAUCACCGAAUAUAUCCGUCUUCCAUGCCCGAACCAUUUCUGAACAGCAGGCUGCUCUCAACCUGGCUACUUUAGCUAGUCAAGCAGUAAAGUCGCCUACCCAGGAGCUCAUCAAGACCUUACUGGUAAGCAGCACUGAGAUGAAUCCCCGUUUCAUCCUCCGUCCUUUAUGACGCAAUCCACGUGCCAGGCUGACUAAAUAUGAUAGGAUAAUGCCCCACAACCUGUUGUUGACCUUAUGGCUGUGCCCGAUUCAACCAACCUCACUCAGAAUCUGAAAAAUAUUCAAGGGAAAGAUAGACGAAGUUUGAAGGCUCUGCAGAGAUACUUGAACAGCCAGUUAGGAUCUGAUGACGAUGACGACGAGGCCCAACCACGAAAGUCCAUCAAGAGAAAACGAAGCGAGGAGAGCAACGAAACAUCAUAGGGCUGCAAGCGCUGUCUGUCUUAUCGAUAACUCAGCUCCGACGAUGUGCAUGAACCUACAAUUUCCCUUAUGGAAUCUUCAACAUACGACACGUGAUCUCAAUUCCUGAGUCACAUGACUGUCAACACGGAACUUUCCGGGCGAUGUCGAUAUUGAACGGCCAUAAUCUUAUUAUGUCUCAUAGCAAUGAAGACAUUAUUCUCCUUUUCUUUUUCUCACAUUGUUUUUCUUCUUCUUUUUUCUAUCUGCAUCAAUCAUGCCAUCUCAGAUGGGUCGGAUCAAUCGCAUUGUAUCAUAUGGCGUCUGCGGGGAAAUCUUUUUUUUACACCAACUCUUUUUCAAUCCGACAUGUUCGCGGGUUAGGAAAAGGUGGUGACUGGUUUUUUAUUUACCUGGAUACCAUUGAGAGCGAAGAUCAGAAGGAUCUCUUUUAUUUUCUUUUUUCCUUUAAUUUGAAGGGGAUCAGAUCGAUUCAUGAUUGUGAGCGAGCGAAAGAGUGGCGAACGAGAAUGUAUCCGGGGAAGAUGGGGUUUUCCACGAGAGAAAAUUUGCGGUGCUUUCUAAUGCUGAUCAAUGCCUUUGUGUAUUUGGGGAGAGAGCAAAGAAAAAGGUAACUACUACCUUUUUUACAUUAGAUUUGAUUGAGGGGUGGACGGAUGGAUGAGG